CCGACGACAACAAGUCCGUACACCGCUUUAAUCCCAUUCGGCAACCAUCUCAGAAUCAGUUGACUCUGGAGUCUACGCGACCAUAGUCGCAUAUUCACAACCAUGAGUUCAGGGGACCCGUUCUACCUCCGAUACUACUCCGGCCAUCAGGGAAGAUUUGGCCACGAAUUCUUGGAGUUCGAUUUCCGCGUUCUUGGAGAUGGACGAAGCGCCUCCGCUAGAUAUGCCAACAACUCCAACUAUCGUAACGAUUCUUUGAUCCGAAAAGAGAUGUGCGUUAGCGAUGCUUUAGUCGCAGAGAUCAAGCGUAUUGUUAAGGAUUCUGAAAUCCUAAAGGAAGAUGAUACGAAAUGGCCACAGAAAAACAAGGAUGGCCGACAAGAGCUCGAGAUCCGCCUGGGCAAUGAACACAUCUCCUUUGAGACUGCUAAAAUUGGCUCGCUUCAAGAUGUUCAGGACUCAUCCGACCCGGAAGGAUUGCGUGUCUUUUAUUAUCUUGUUCAAGACUUGAAGGCCCUCGUCUUCUCACUUAUCUCCCUGCACUUCAAGAUCAAGCCAAUCUAAAUGAAUAGCACAUUCAGAUGAGCGGCGUUAGGCGUCAUGUCAUGUUUGUACAAUAGCAGAUGGCGUGGAUACCGGAUCACCCAUCGAGGAAGAGCGAGAAAAAUGAAACUAUGUCCAAAAACGACGAGAAUGUCCAAUCAAUUGUCAAAAGUUUCAAUUGCGAUGUAUUUGGAAAGUCUAGGAUGGAUGAUGACGGACAGGACUACUUCGAUAUGGACUGGGAUCACUAUGAACGAACGUGCUGCCGAUUGACGUGGUCGAUUUGACACGAUCCAAAGGAUUUGAUGAAUGUCAUUGGGGAAUUUUAUGGGCAAUGUACCCAAUCGGUACUUGAUAGUUAAUAUUGUCAAAAAGAAGAAACACAAUUGUAUCCGAA
Aaosphaeria arxii CBS 175.79 is the source of this 940-nucleotide messenger RNA. Its product is annotated as Mago nashi protein. Gene Ontology annotation, biological process: RNA splicing. Gene Ontology annotation, cellular component: exon-exon junction complex; nucleus. The transcript is spliced from 7 exons. The record is from RefSeq and is a predicted model, not a curated record. Bases 103 to 564 code for a protein of 153 amino acids. NCBI's taxonomy places the organism in Eukaryota, Fungi, Ascomycota, Dothideomycetes, Pleosporales.